UGUUCUCCUCCUUCAUCUCGGCAAGCGUCACUGUUUUCCUUAACGAGGAAGGGGACGAUGGCAUAGACGUAACUUCACAAACAAACGACGGAGCUCGCUUUGGAUUCGGGUUGCCUUUGCCUCCAUCUUCCUGCCUUAACGCCCCUUUUUCCCAAACAGAAUCCAAUUCUCUCGUCCAAAAGUCAAAAAAAAAAAAAGGAAGAAGAAGGAAGGGGGCAAAAAGAGCCAAGGGCAGACGAGAGACAGAAAACAGAGGAGGAGAGGGAACGCAAGAACAAAGAUGGGUCUCCUUUCUAACAGAGUUGGGAAGGAGAGUCUGAAAGCAGGGGAUCAUAUCUACUCUUGGAGGACCGCCUAUAUUUAUGCCCAUCACGGCAUUUACAUUGGCGAUCAUAAAGUCGUGCACUUCACGAGACGGGGACAAGAAGUAGGGACCGGAACCGUCCUCGACCUUCUCUUAGUAAGCUCCGGACCAGCCCGGCCUCGAGUGCCUUGCCCAACCUGCACUCCUCCCAAAGAUGAUCACGGAGUGGUCGCCUCAUGCCUCGACUGCUUCCUCUCGGGGGGCAUCCUGUACCGGUUCGAGUACUCCGUGAGCCCCGCGCACUUCCUCACCAAGGCACGCGGUGGCACCUGCACCCUCGCCGUUGCCGACCCAGACGAUAUCGUGAUUCACAGGGCGAAGUUCCUGCUCAACAACGGCUUCGGCUGCUACAACGUGUUCAAGAACAACUGCGAGGAUUUCGCCAUCUACUGCAAGACUGGCCUCCUUGUUCUGGACCAGCGUAGCAUCGGGCAAGGAGGGCAGGCGGUCUCGAUUGUCGGCGGGCCUCUUGCAGCAGUCCUGUCCUCGCCGCUGCGUCUGGUCACCACCAACUUGUACGGGAUGGCGGCAACGGCAGUCGGGGUGUAUUGUGCAAGUCGAUAUGCGGCCGACAUUGGGAGCGGCAUGAGGAGGGACGUGGUGAAAGUGUCGGUGGAGGAUCUGACCGGGCGACUGGCGGCUGGGGUGCUUAAGGUGAUGGAACCUCUCAGCUUGCCAGCUAUUGUCAGCUGAUCUUCAGAGAAAGCCCGGCCAUUUAAGGCGUACUCUCGAACUGGGUGUUCAUUUGUAAUAAAAUGUAGUGACCAAAGCUUCAUCGAGACAGGGUUUUGUUUUGAUUGAAGCUGUCAUGUGUGCGCACUUAGCAUGAUUUCUUAAUGCCUCCCAUUAAAGACAUGCUUGUUCUGUCUAGCA
Molecule: messenger RNA, 1237 nt
Organism: Rhodamnia argentea
Lineage: Eukaryota; Viridiplantae; Streptophyta; Magnoliopsida; Myrtales; Myrtaceae
Product: protein LEAD-SENSITIVE 1-like
Exons: 3
Coding region: 281-1057 (258 amino acids)
Source: RefSeq, a predicted model, not a curated record